This is a messenger RNA of Pocillopora meandrina, 5146 nucleotides long. The record is from the annotation of a GenBank genome assembly. Lineage: Eukaryota; Metazoa; Cnidaria; Anthozoa; Scleractinia; Pocilloporidae.
CGCGAGGCUUUGUGCACUGAAGGCUUGUGCGCGGUUUCCAAGCAACAACGGCCAAAUCUAAUAUGGACGAAGAGGCAGUAGGAGCGACCGAUAACAUUGUCACCGAAUUUGCCACAUAUGAAGACUUUCUAGACAGUCAAAUAACCCCAUUAGAUCUCUACUACCUUGAGGUAUUUCAAGGUUUAUUUUGGUCGAAUUUUUACGGAAAUCUCUUCAGUGUAACUUGUCUUCACGAUCAUCGAACCCUUUAGUUUGAUCAAUAUGUUGUCCUCGAUCCUGUAAACCUUUACUUCUAGUCAGUCUUUUGAAAGAAGCUUAUUCAUUCAUCAGAGUUGAGAGAAACUUAUUAAUUCGUCAGAGUUAAAAGAAACUUACUCAUUCAUCAGAUUGUGUUGAGAUUGUAACGAAAUCAAGCCGCGAUGUACAAUUCGAUAAGGUCCAUCUAAAACUUGGUACAAUUGUAUUUACAUUUGAAUACCUUAUUUAAUGUUGAAUUCUUGUUUUGUGUUCUCCCAUAGGAUGAGGAAUUGGCACGACAGCUGGUUGAGUUAGGCUACAGGGGAAGCGGAGAGGUCAGGAUUGAAAAUUAUUUAAUGGAGAAAGAAUUGUAAAACUACUAAUACGUACUUAUAGACUGAGUGAAAGAUAAAAGAGUUGUAAGAGAGAAAAUAUUUAUCAUCUUAUUAUCUCUUUUGCUGUAUUUUAAGUUAAAGUUCAAAAUUUAAUUUAAGUUCUUUGAAUUUCAAAAGAGCUGUGUGAGUGCAAAGGUUUUUUUCAGAUUAGCUCACUUCAACAAUGUGGGCCUACAGAUGUUAGCUUUCACCAUCACAUGGUUUUGUAUAGGAUUGCAAAUGUGAGGCUAUGUGGGUCAUUUGGUGAAAAUACACCACAUAACUAAAUCUUUCCAACAGCUUGAUUUCUAAACUUCACUUCUAUCACCAAGCUUAAAAUAUGCCAUUUACAUGUAGAACUGCUAUUUACUUUGUUGGUUUGUUACUAAUUUAGAAAUUAGAUAAUGCUGAAUGAUUAUUAACUGGUCCUGACUUAUCUUUUUAUGUAUCUAUAAAUUAUUUUAAUAGAAAGCCUUAAACAUUCUGAGUAUUUCAAAUAAUCUGUCAUGUGUAGUAAGAUUAACAAACAGUGCAAAUUUAAUUAGCUAUACUAAUUUGCAACUUAAAAAUUAUUUAUUGUUUCCUGCAUAAUUGUCUUUGUUUUAAGGUUCUGAAAAGGGAAGAAUUUGAGGCCAGAAAACAAGCUGCUGAGGCAAGCAGACUGUCAAAAAGAAGUCAGCAAAAGUAUGAUAUACAUGUGUAAUGUUUUGUGUUUAAUUCCACUGAGUAAUGCAUGACUAGGUACAUAUCAAACCCCUUGAAAUGAAAUCCAAGUCUUACCUUAGAGUGUAUGGAAAAAUGUCUUUCUACUGAAAAGUUAUCAGUGUGCAAGACUGUAUUUUUUCUGUUAUUUCCCCUGCCUCUCUCCACCAGUAUCAAAAAGCAGGGUUGUCACCUAAAGCACCAGAGGAGAGGUCUUAUUUGAAGUAAAACCGGCAACCUAAAAAUUCCUCUGCAAACAAAUUCCCAAUGCCAUCCAAUAACUAGUAGUUUUGAAUAAUUGUUUUCUAGAACUUUGGCCAGCUCUGGCAAAGAUCUUAAAGAUGCAUUCUUGAGGGCAUUAGCCCAGCGGGAAGAAGCAAACAGGAGUGGGAAAAUGACAGUGAGUUUUUACUUUUGGCUGUUUUUCAACUCUUUACUGAAGCCAGUUUAAUCUCAAAACUAGACAAAUAUUUAGUGCUUUUCUAUCUAAAGUAUCGCGAUGUCAACUACAGUGUAAUACUAUUUAGUUUAUGUUUGACCUUAUGUUAUGUGUUGAUACAACUCAUGCUUGAAAUUUUCCCAAAUGCACAGUUUAAAAUUUAAUAAAUAGGAAUGAGUAACUAAGGUUGAUUUUCAUUGAUAAUCUUUAAUGAUUCUUCUUUGUUGUUGCUUUUUUUGUUGUUGUGAAAAUCAAGUCCAUUAUCUUUAUCAGAGACAAGAAUGCCAGAGGGCAGGUAAGAUUUUGAUACCAUUCAUUCAUUGGUUAAAAUUGCAGUGAGCUAAUGGCAACUACAUCACAAGAAUGUACUUUACUGAAACCAUCAUCUUGUUGCUAAUUUUUGUCUUUAUUCUUUCCAGGAAAUAUCAGGCUAUAUUGACUAUGCGCAUCGCCUAAAAGUAAGUUCUAUACAUUGACAUAGAUUCUCAUGGCUCAACAGCUUUUGUAGAAAUUAUUUAAAUUAUGUUAUUAAUUAAAUUAUCAAAGGCAUUUUUAGUCAUUAAUUAUUGAGGCAAAAGUUUCAAUUUCGUUUUAUCAAUGAAACAAAGGUAUUAGUUCCCACUGAAAGGAAACUCUUGUCCUGCAUUAGAGGGAAAGUAAGAUGAUAUUAAUAUGUAGUUUGCUAAAUUGACCUCUAAGAAUUUGUUAAAAUAUUUUCUACCUAAUUUAUAGAUUUUUAUAUGCAACUGAGUGGUUUCUUUGUUCAGAGUAUUUUUAACCCUUCAAAUGACCUUUCUUGUUACAAUUACAUCACCCCUGAAUUACAACUAGAGUCAUUAAGGUCACAAGAAUAAAGGAAAUGAUCAACAAUUAAUGAAGUUCUUGAUUGUUACACAAAUUCUCCUUGGCAGCACCUCAUAGGUACUGAUGUUAGGGAAGGGUUAACUCCUUAUACCCUAACAUCAGUAUGCAUAUUCUCUUUACUUUCUCUGUACAUUUCUCAAACUUCUGGAAAGGAGAAUUUGUUUAACAAUCAAGAAGCUUCUUUAAGUGUUGAUCAUUUCCAUUGUUCUUGUGACCCUAAUGUUUUAUUUAGGGGUGAUCUUGUAAGGAGAAAAUAGAUGCCAGUCAGCCUUAAGGGUUCAAGGGCUAAACCAAUGUAUAUUUGAUUUGAUUAUCUAUGUACUUCAAUUUCAUCAUGUUUUCCAUUUAGACAGAGGACUUUGAACCUUACUUUAAUGGAAGGAAAAGACUACUUCCCAGACCAUCAGAUUUGAGUUUUUACAACUGGGAAACACAAACUGCAACUUCAAAUCCCACUCCAAACUAUCAGGUAACAAACUGCAAUUUAUAAUUGUAAGUUGUCUCAUUUUUGUACCAACAAUCUUCUCCAGGAGUCUCUAAUGUUGUUGUUAAAGCUAGCCAACUGUCUCCAUACAAAAUACUCCACUUAAAAGAAUACUUGAUCUUUGCUUCCCCCAUUCCUGACCCUGAGACCUGUAGGAGAUGACUAAUGACCUAUCAAAUGAUUUGUUGUACUAUGACACACCAGACUUAGGAUUUAACAAUGGUCAGGUAACAUUAAACCAAGGGAAGGCUGAAUUUUUUUUAUGGCACAAUUAUGCCCCUCCACCAUGUAAAUUACAGAGCUGCAAGUUAAAAUGUUCUUAAACAUACAUUAGUAAGCCAGUACUUCUGUUGGUGUGCUGAUCAUUAGGCAAAUCAGUCUUCGAUCUGAUUUUUCACAACCACCUUUUGUCACCCUAUACUUAGUUGCAAAAUAAAGAGGAAUGAAAUGACGACCAGGUAAUUACUUUCCAGGUCAUUGCUGAAAAUUCCUCAGGUUUGCUUUUCAAGAACAAGAGAGACAGAAAAAUAUUGAAUGUGGAUCCAAAGGUAAAAAUUAAACUGACAUUUUGCCACAAAAAGUUAUUGUCUUCCCUACCCUAUACUGACUGAUUGUCUGACUGAUUGACUGACUCUCUGACUGUUUGACGGACUGGUAAUUGGUAACCAGUCAACUCGCCGACGGACCAACUCGCCGACGCCAACUCGCCGACGUAUAAAAUCGAGUAGAGACGUCGGCGAGUUGGUCGUCAAUCCAAUACAACUUAUUAGAAGUUAAACAUACAGAAUAUUAAACGAUAUUUAGUAAAAAAAACACUGGUGAACAUUGGUGAACAUCUAACAGAAGCUUAAACAUUGGUGAACAUCACCAAUGACUAUAACAGCUUAAGACGCGAACGAGUUAUUGUGCGACAACAACACCGUAAAGACUCAUCAUUCAUCACUCAUCAGCCGACGUCUCUACUCGAUUUUAUACGUCGGCGAGUUGGCGCGGCGAGUUGGUCCGUCGGCGAGUUGACCGUAAUUCGACGGACUGACUGAUUGUCCUAGUGACUCUCUGACUGACUGACUGACUGACUGACUGACUAACUGAUUGUGUGACUAACUAAUGGACUCUGAAUAACUAACUGACUGACUGAUGAGUGACUGGGUAAUUUAGUGUUAUCAGCUGAGUUGAAAAUGUAAAUUGGCCACCACAAAGAGUUUAUAGGCUAAAGGCUGAAGUGACUGACUGACUGAUAACUGACCAUCUGACUAAUUGGCUGACUGUCUGACUGAUUGACUGUCUGACUGACUGACUGAUUUAUUUUCUGAACAACUGACUGACUGAUGACUUAUUGAACGACUGAUAACUGACUGUCUGAUGGAUUAAUUGUCUGACUGACUGACUGUUUUAAUGUCUAAUAGUCUGACUGAAUGACUGACUGUCUGUCUAAAAAACUGACUGACUGACUGACUGACUUUCUUACUAUUGUGAUUAACUAUCUUAAUAACUGAAAGUCUGACUGACUGAUGACUGAUUGUUUGACUAACUGAUUGACUGUCUUAAUACCUAACACUCCUACUGACUGACUAACAGUCUGAUUAACUGACUUACUGACUGUCUGAAUUACUGAUGACUGACUCACUAAAUGAUUAGAGUCUGACUGACUGAGUUAUUGAUUGAUUGACUGAUUGAUUGAUUGAUUGAUUGAUUGAUUGAUAGGCACUAACACCUGGCGACAACUCGGCAAGGAUUCCCAUUGAAACUGCAAAAUAUAUUCAAGUGGUAAUCUACGAUCACAUUACUCGGAGAAAGACGUAAUGCACAAUCUGCAAGGUUGUUUAUGAUAUGGACACAUUGAAAUGUAAAUAUUUGAUCCUGUUAUAUAGGCGUUAUAUGAAAUCACAUUAUUGUAAUUGAUAUAACCCAUUUUUUUCUUUGUGUUGUGAGAUUCUGCUGGUUACCAUGUUUAUUUUGAGUACUAAACUCCAUAGCGGAUUAAAUGUGAACCUCAAAAAUUGAGGUUGUUAAGUAUUCAUAUAUUCAGGCUAUUGUUCUUUCUCA